UUAUCCUAAUAGAAUCUAAUCUCAAAUGGAGUUUUCCCUAGCCCUUACUUAUCUCAUGGCCAUGGCCUUAGCCUUGGUCUUUCCCUCCCAUGCCCAAAACUAGCCACAAGACUACCUCGACGCUCACAAACGCAGCUCGAGCAGCUGUCGGCGUUGAACCUAUAACUUGGGACAACACCGUGGCUGCCUAUGCACAGAGCUAUGUUAAUCAGAGCAUUGCUGAUUGUAGCCUUGUGCACUCUGGUGGACCUUUCCAUAUUUCCAACAGAUCUUACGGUGAGAACCUUGCCUGGAGCAGCGGCGACCUAUCGGGCACCGAUGCCGUAACAGUGUGGGUUAAUGAGGGUGCCGACUACGAUUACGUCUCCAACAGUUGUGCUUCAGGCAAGGUUUGCAGACGUUACACUCAAGUGGUUUGGCGUAACUCAGUUCGUCUCGGUUGUGCUAAGGUGACAUGCAACAAUGGCGGAACUUUCAUUACCCUGCAGGCAAUGUCAUUGGUGAAAAACCGUACUAAAAAGCUUAUUUUCAUUGAAGAUCUUCCAAAAUAA
Molecule: messenger RNA, 551 nt
Organism: Hibiscus syriacus
Lineage: Eukaryota; Viridiplantae; Streptophyta; Magnoliopsida; Malvales; Malvaceae
Product: pathogenesis-related protein 1-like
Exons: 2
Coding region: 90-551 (153 amino acids)
Cellular component (GO): extracellular region
Source: RefSeq, a predicted model, not a curated record